AUGAAUUUUAAAAAUGAAGUACCAGAUGAUACCAGUCAUUAUUCCGAAAAAACAUUUCCUAAUACAAGAAAUUCUGAUAGCGAGGAAUUUAGGACGGUGCAGUUAAGUUUAUUAACACAUUCACAUAUCUCGAAAAAUGUAAAUAAUUAUGACGUUUCAUCGGGGAGCAAUGUCAUUUUAAACAAAACUCAUAUAGUCGAAUUUGAUAACAAUAUCGCUUGCGAAAUUGUUCAAAAUGAGCCAGCAAAUAAAUCGGUAGAACUUUCUGCAGAGAUUAUGAUAAUCGGAACUAAUAAUUGUGACAAAACUAACUAUAUGUUAAAAGAAAAAUUCUAUCCUACCAGUUUUAAUUUGGUCGAUUUAUCACAAGCUACUACCUCACAAGAUAAUAGUUCAUUUCUUUCUUGUACUAACGAAGCAAGCAUAUUGCACACAAAACAGAAUAAAAUCAAAAGAAGUAUUUCGAAAUGUCAAGUACAAAUCAGUAGCGACACAUCAAUAGAAAAAUCGGACGAUAGUUCGGAUGAAAUUUUGAGUAAGCGACAAAAAUUAAAUGAAAGUGUGUUUAAUACCAAUGAAGGAAAUGUAAAUGUCAAUACAGUGACGUUUCAAAGAAACACAUUAAUAGCGGAGCAACGAAAUUAUCAUUUGAUAAAUGAGUCAGCUAGGAACAAAUCAUCAAAUACAAAUUUAGGAGCAGGAUCAGAAACUGCCAAUAAUUACCAAUCUAAACCAUGUAGACAUGAAGAUAAUUGGAAUAAACGGGAAGCUAGCAACGAGGAUAAAUGGGAUGAACAAGAAGAAGAUGAAGAUGAAGAUGAGAACAAUAAAAAAAUAGCUGAUUAUUUAAAAUUAAGGGAAAAAUUUUCUAAUUGGCAUAUUGUACCAGAAGUGAUAAAUCGCCAAAUAGGUAGCAAUCCAUUAUUCGAAAGACGGUUCUAUAGUUCUUUAUAUGCAGUAGAGCGGUUCCAACUUAUGUAUAAACUUUAUCCAUGCGUAUCGGAUAAUAAAAUAAUAGAUAUUUUAAAUUUCAAUCACAAAGGGAAUUUAUUAAUGUGUGCCGGUUGUGAUGAGAUUUCUAUUUGGGAUUGGGCUGUAGGAAAAAAAAGCUGCUCCUUUACAAAUAAUGAUAAUCUGACUAUAUUACAUGCCAAAUGGCUGCCGUUGGAAAAUUUUAUGGCCUUUUCUGAUGAAGAUGGUCGGAUACGUUUAUUGGAUAUUGAAAGCGACAUGUCGACGAAUUUGGUAAUGUUCGGUGAAAAGUCGUACAAAUUGGCUGUGCAUCCUGAAACACCUCAUAUAAUCCUUUCAGCUGGAAUUGACUCAAGAGUGUUAUCCAUAGAUAUCAGGGAAAGCAGACUAAAAGAGUUACUUGUGGUAAAAGAAAAUGUAUCAAGUGUAGCAUUAUACAGUAUAGAUUCUAAUCCUUCAAAUAGUAAUGAAUUUUGCGUUGCUGGUCUGUCUGAUUGUGUUAUGGCAUACGAUCGACGAAAAGUUUCAAAUCCGAUUUAUAAACUACAACCUUAUGAUGACCAUGAUGAAUAUGUAUUUGUAACGUCUGCUAUGUAUAACUAUAACGGAACAGAAAUUCUCGCUUCGUAUAAAGACAAGGACUUGUUUUUAUUUAAUAAAUUAAUAAUGUCAUCACGUGGACUUUACACCCAUAUUAAUCAGAAUGUGUAUAGACCAUCGAUAUGUGACGGUAUUUUUUUCGGACCUAAAAGUGAAUAUAUUGUAGUUGGAUCCAAUGAAAAUAUAUGUAUUUGGGAAAAAAAUUCGGAAUCUGUCAUACAAUGUAUAACAGGCGAUAGAGAAUCCGUAAUUUGCUUGGAAGGUCAUCCGCAUAUUCCCAUUCUUGCGACAAGCGUACGUGAUAAUAACGUUAAUCUAUUGGUGUCUUCGAAAGGAGAACUUUCGGUAAUGCGGUCAUUUGGAAAUCAUUUUGAUGCGGACCUAUUACAUUACGAAUCAAAUUCAAAUCGAGAUGAAGAUACUAACGAUGAUGGUAGUAAUUCUAGUAGCUCCAGGUCGGACAACUUUAUCGAGGAUAAUCUAUCCGAAUGCGGCGACGUUGAAAAUAUACAGUGUUCUUCAUCUUAAAAUUGUUGCUUAAA
Messenger RNA from Trachymyrmex septentrionalis, 2114 nucleotides. RefSeq names its product DDB1- and CUL4-associated factor 8-like. NCBI's taxonomy places the organism in Eukaryota, Metazoa, Arthropoda, Insecta, Hymenoptera, Formicidae. Bases 1 to 2100 code for a protein of 699 amino acids. Gene Ontology annotation, cellular component: Cul4-RING E3 ubiquitin ligase complex; cytoplasm. The transcript has 9 exons. The record is from RefSeq and is a predicted model, not a curated record. Gene Ontology annotation, molecular function: protein binding.